Messenger RNA from Salvelinus sp. IW2-2015, 974 nucleotides. RefSeq names its product chromosome unknown C19orf53 homolog (gene cunh19orf53). Lineage: Eukaryota; Metazoa; Chordata; Actinopteri; Salmoniformes; Salmonidae. The record is from RefSeq and is a predicted model, not a curated record.
GCAUCCGGUCUGGAACAAUACGGUGAAAACAGCUUCGAGGCAAGAUGGCGCAAGGUAAACAGAAGUUCAAAGCGCAACCCGGUGGAGCCAAGAAACCUAAAAAAAUCAAAGGUCCCAGAAAAGGAGGGAGGACGAUUGCACCAAAGAAGGUGAAAGUGGUACAGCAACAGCAGUUGAAGAAGGGCCUGGAGGUGGCGAUCAGGAACAAGAUAGAGGAAGAGGUGACUCACAGAGCCAGUACUAAACUCCACAAGAGGCUGAGUGUUGUGAAGGGAGCGGAGGUGAAACCAACCCCCUCUAAAGGAAACAAUCAUCCCAACCACCCUGCACCCAGCACCUCCAAAUAAACACMCWCUGUUAKUCUGUCUGUCUGCUCUGACUGCUUUCGCUGUGCUAGAUAGAAGUUCAUUAUGGCUCCCAAAUGGCACCCUAUUCCCUAUAUAGUGUUGUACUUUUUGAACGGGGGCCCAUAAGGCUCUAAAGUAGUGCACUGUCUAAAGUAGUGCACUGUCUAAAGUAGUGCACUGUCUAAAGUAGUGCACUGUAUAGUGAGUAGGGCGGCAUUUGGAACGCAUACAAUGUGUUUGGCACUCCUGCUAGGCUGAAUGGACUGACAUGAAGUCAUAUACCUCUAUUGACGGAGGAGUGUAAUAUCCAAGUCUCCAAUAGAUGGUGCUAUAGUAGUCAGUAUUUGGUGAGUUUACUGGUAGACUUGGCUGCUUGCUAUCGCCUCGAGGAGACAAGGAAAGGAGACGAGGAACGUGAGGAUGCCACAGAAGAAUAUUGAGAUGCACCCUAGAUAGUCAACGGUCUACAUUUGUGAUCUCUGUCGUGUAUAUUGAAGGGGCCAUCGAGUAUUUUUUGUGUGAUUCUUGUCUUGUGUUGCACUGUCUUCAGAACUGAGACACAAGUUUCUCCCAUAUACUGUAUUCCAAUGCAAAGGGCGUGAAUAAAAAGCUGUGGACAUUUUGUAA